Molecule: messenger RNA, 931 nt
Organism: Grammomys surdaster
Lineage: Eukaryota; Metazoa; Chordata; Mammalia; Rodentia; Muridae
Product: glutathione S-transferase theta-2
Exons: 6
Coding region: 160-894 (244 amino acids)
Biological process (GO): glutathione metabolic process
Cellular component (GO): cytoplasm
Molecular function (GO): glutathione transferase activity
Source: RefSeq, a predicted model, not a curated record
UCUCAAAACUAUCAGGAUCAGCAGGUGUCAGCUGUCCAGAAGGGGAAAAGCGGCAGGCUUGGCCAACUGAGGCUGGGCUGGACCCCUGCUGUGGAAUCGCCCACACUUGCUACUGUUGUGGAACGCAGUCGGUCCACACCAUCUUGUGUCGCUACCGCCAUGGGCUUGGAGCUCUACCUGGACCUGCUGUCGCAGCCAAGCCGCGCAGUCUACAUCUUUGCCAAGAAGAAUGGCAUCCCCUUCCAGAUGCGUACCGUGGAUAUACUCAAAGGGCAGCACUUGAGCGAGCAAUUCUCCCAGGUGAACUGCUUAAAGAAAGUUCCUGUUCUCAAAGACGGAAGCUUCGUGUUGACUGAAAGCACAGCCAUCUUGAUUUACCUGAGCUCCAAGUACCAGGUGGCAGACCACUGGUACCCGGCCGACCUACAGGCCCGUGCCCAAGUCCACGAAUACCUGGGCUGGCAUGCCGACAACAUCCGUGGCACCUUUGGAGUGCUCCUGUGGACCAAGGUGUUGGGGCCGCUCAUUGGGGUCCAGGUUCCCGAGGAGAAGGUGGAACGGAACAGAAAUAGUAUGGCCCUGGCUCUGCAACGUCUGGAGGACAAGUUCCUCAGGGACAGGGCCUUCCUUACUGGCCAGCAGGUGACGCUAGCGGAUCUCAUGUUUCUGGAGGAGUUGAUGCAGCCGGUGGCUCUUGGCUAUAAUCUGUUUGAGGGACGGCCUCAACUGACGGCAUGGCGAGAGAGAGUGGAGGCAUUCUUGGGUGCUGAGCUGUGUCAGGAGGCUCAUAGCCUCAUCCUGAGCAUCCUGGGACGGGCAGCCAAGAAAACGUUACCAGUACCUCCUCCGGAGGCCCAUGCUAGUAUGCACCUUCGAAUUGCUAGGAUUCCCUGAGUGGUCUGACCAGCAAUAAAGACUCAUUUUGUAUUUC